GUGAGCUUUCUACCACAACAACAUCCCGAAAGCCAUUUCUUUCAAACCUAUUUGCUACUUUAGCACCGUGCUGGACGGAUCUGCCAUAGAGGAUAUAUGUUCGGUAAAGGUGCGAAGCGGAAGCUGGACGAGGAUGAAGAGGGGCUGGAAGGCAAAACGCUGGAGGCGUCGGUGGCGGGAGGGGGAGUAGGCCUCGGUCCCGAGGGCCUAUCCAAGGUAUCGUACACCCUGCAGCGCCAGACCAUCUUCAACAUCUCCCUGAUGAAGUUGUACAGCCAGCGGCCACUUGGCGAGCCCAGCCUGGAGCGCCGCGUCCUCAUCAACAACAUGCUGCGACGCAUCCAGGAUGAACUCAAGCAGGAGGGUUCCCUGCGGCCGCUGCUCCUGCCACCGUCGCCACCACCCGACGAUCCCAUGGACGAGGGCUUCCGUGAGGCGCCACCCUCCUUUGGUGUUUUGUCAGCAACAGCGACAGCACAGUUGAUGCCGGUGAUCGCUCCGCCGCCUUCACCCCACCCAAUGGUGCCUCCCAACUGCCAGGCAUCCCAGGCCUGCCCCAGCCGUGUGGAGGCCUGCCUCGCCCCUCUGGAAGCCUGCCUCACCCCAGCCUCUUUACUGGAGGAGGACGGUGGAGAUUCAACCUUUUGUGCUCCAUCCCCACCCACCCCUCCUCUGUCGCCUCCCCCAGCUCAGUCUCCCACAUUACCUUCGGCACUUCUGGGCCAGGCGUCCCCCAGGGUCCCUGUGCCUGCCUCGUCCACUGACGGUUUCCCCUCCACUCUGAGUGACAUGGAGUUGGGUCCUCCCACAGCCAUAACAAGGACAGCAGCAGCUAAUACUAUGACCGUGACUACCUCCCCAGCUCCCACGCCACUCACCCGGCCCUCCCACUUAGCACCCCUCCUCCCAACACCCUCCUGCCCACCCAGAGACUAUAGGACCAUGGGUGCUAAACCAGAGGCAGCUGGCGUCUUGCUGGCAGAAUCUCGCUGUGCCGAGCUCCGGCCGAUGGACACUCUGCCCACACUGCCCCCUGGCGGCUUAGUAGACAUUUCCUCCUGUCCUUCCUCCCCUCCUUCCUCUGCCUCACCCUCGGGGUUUCUCUCAGACUUGGCGCUGGACGACGUCCUGUUCGCCGACAUCGACACGUCCAUGUAUGACUUUGACCCCUGUACGACAGCAGGGGCCGUGGGCGUGACAGCGGGCGGUGGCCUCGCCAAAUUGUCACCAGUGGUGACAACAGACGACCUCCUCAAAUCGCUGACGUCACCGUACAGUGGCUCCGCCCCCCAGGUUUCAGCCAAUCAGCCUUUCAAAAUCGAUCUGACAGAACUGGACCACAUCAUGGAGGUGUUGGUGGGUUCGUGACUUGCGGACGCCACCGCCACAAACACACAAACAGUUUAAUCCGCAGAACAGACUGGAAUGAAAAUUUGGGAUCGCUUCGGGGGUUUUCUUGGUUGUUGUUUUUAUGUUUUUUAAAAAAAACUUUCUUCAGAGGUCGGUAAUUGUAAACAUCGAUGGUGAUGUCAAUUAGUACUACUAUGACAACUACUACUACUACACAACACUGUGCAUGCACUGUGCUCGCCUUUCCAAAUAUGGAAUGAAGUAACUGGGAAACAAAGACACAAUUAAGUUUGUAUUUCUAUACUUGUGAGGACCUCCAUUGACUCCAUUCAUUCCCAAACCCUAAUUUAAACCUAAUCCUAGUUCUAAUCUUUAACCUGAACCUAAGCCUUAACCCUGAGGAGUAACUGUACAUAGAGAAACAGGAGGACCGGCAAAUUGUCCUCAUUCUUGAGGAUUUUGCAAUCAUUAUAUCCUUGUGAGGACUUCUACUUCUCACAGGUAAAG
Molecule: messenger RNA, 1857 nt
Organism: Seriola dumerili (greater amberjack)
Lineage: Eukaryota; Metazoa; Chordata; Actinopteri; Carangiformes; Carangidae
Gene: sertad2b
Product: SERTA domain containing 2
Exons: 2
Coding region: 97-1368 (423 amino acids)
Cellular component (GO): nucleus
Molecular function (GO): transcription regulator activity
Source: RefSeq, a predicted model, not a curated record